This is a messenger RNA of Chaetomium globosum CBS 148.51, 1626 nucleotides long. RefSeq lists its product as uncharacterized. The transcript is spliced from 8 exons. Gene Ontology annotation, cellular component: cell tip; nucleus; cell division site. The record is from RefSeq and is a predicted model, not a curated record. Gene Ontology annotation, molecular function: protein binding. Gene Ontology annotation, biological process: carbon catabolite repression of transcription. The coding region runs from base 1 to 1626 and encodes 541 amino acids. NCBI's taxonomy places the organism in Eukaryota, Fungi, Ascomycota, Sordariomycetes, Sordariales, Chaetomiaceae.
AUGGCCCGGCGGUGGCUGACGGUUUUGCUUUCUCGUAGUGUUCUUCCACCCCCGCCGAGGUACCCAUCGGGCACAGGAUACAAUGGCCUCCCCGCGGGCACACCAAUGCCGAUGAUCGAGACAAACAACGUCCUCAGUAACCCCUCGGGGCCCGAGUACCAGUUCCUAGUCGGCGAGGGGUUAUAUGUGUUAAAGGAUGAUCUGCAUCUUGCGACCCCUCCACCACACCCCUCCGAAGCCCCGUUGGUCAAUCCGAAUCCCCUCGCGACAGCCCCCCAGCCCGCGACCGCCGGCACCCGACUUACCCUAUUAAACCUCGACGUCAACCCGCAGUCGCCUGCCGUCUACCGAACGAGUUCGCGAUCCGAUGGCGCACAGGGGAGCAUACAGGAGAACCAGGACGAGAGUCAGUCGUCGACUGAUGUGCGCGAGAGCAGCAGUGAUGCCGGCCGUAUCAGCUCUACCGAGGGCCAUCAGCUGGCCAGAGCGAACACCAACACGCCGGCGUUUGGCGAGGGCAACACUCUCCUCGCGCCGGUAGCCCAGAAAGAUCCAAGCAAGCGGCGCAAGCCCAAGAACAACAUGACCAAGAGCAACUCGUCUUUCAUCUCGAGAGUGAUCAACCAUGAGACGUUGCCCAAACGGCUGCAAGAACGGGCACGAGAUGGCUUGUUUGCCUUUGCGAACAUCAACCGCGCCUUCCAAUGGCUGGACCUGUCUUCCCCGGCGAAGUCUGCCAUCAACGGCACGCCCGUGUCGCAAAUUGAGUGGAUCCCGGGGUCCGAGAACCUCUUCCUCGCUGCCCACAUGGACGUCCAUUCGAAAAACCAAAAGCUCAACCCGGUGUCGGUGUGGAAACUCUCCAACCAUCGCAUCAACGCCUUCGCCUUCUCCCCAGACAGCCAACACCUAGCCGUGGUAUCCGAGGACGGCACCCUCAGGAUCAUAGAUUACCUCAAAGAAGAACUCCUCGACCUCCACUACGCCUACUACGGCGGCCUCAGCUGCGUGUGCUGGUCGCCCGACGGCAAGUACGUGGUGACGGGCGGGCAGGACGACCUCAUCUCCAUCUGGUGCCCAUCCGAGGCCCCCGCGCUCGUCGCCCGCUGCCAGGGCCACCACUCGUGGGUGACGUCGGUCGCCUUCGACCCCUGGCGCUGCGACGAGCGCAACUACCGCUUUGGCAGCGUGGGUGAGGACGGCAGGAUCUGUCUGUGGGAUUUUAGCGUCGGCAUGCUGCAUCGGCCGAGGGCGGCUUCGGUCCGACAGCGGGGGUCCAUCUCGUCGCGCCCGGGCGCCAUCCCGCUGCUGCACCGCGCCGAGACGGCCGCGACGGCGGGGACGAGCGGCAGCGGGAGGUUGCGGUCCGACUCGAAUCUCUCGUCGGCGGGCGUCGUGCUUGCGGAUGGCGAGAAGGAGAAGGUGCUGCCGCAUCCUGUUGCGCCGAGGGCUACCACGGCGACGUUGCCGCCGGUUUUGAGCAAAACCGUCGAUGAUGAUGUGCUGUGCUGGUUGGGAUUUACGCCUGAUGCGAUUAUCACAAGUUGCAAGACGGGGCAUAUUCGGACUUGGACGAGGCCGUCGGAGCUGGCGCAGCAGUUGGAGGAGAAGAAGGAGGAUCUUUAA